Nematostella vectensis (starlet sea anemone) is the source of this 1934-nucleotide messenger RNA. RefSeq names its product carboxyl-terminal PDZ ligand of neuronal nitric oxide synthase protein. The transcript has 10 exons. Gene Ontology annotation, molecular function: nitric-oxide synthase binding. NCBI's taxonomy places the organism in Eukaryota, Metazoa, Cnidaria, Anthozoa, Actiniaria, Edwardsiidae. The record is from RefSeq and is a predicted model, not a curated record. Bases 338 to 1780 code for a protein of 480 amino acids.
CAGACGAUAAAGCCUAGUACCACAAUAUAACAAAACCAUAGCUUCCGCGUUAAAAAGGUUUGACAGCCCACCGCAAAAUAGAACACUCAAAUUAGGCAGAUCUAACUCAUUUAGCGGUGCGAUUCGGAGAGUGUUCGGCUCCCAUAAUUGAACAAGCCGAACACAGGCCGAGCGCCGGUAAUUGUAAACUUGAUCUAAUGAAGAUGGGAGCGCAUCGAGACGAAAAUCUGAUUCAGAGAAUGUAACGUUUCCUCUCGAUGGCUGGCUAAGAAGGGAGAAUGUUUGUGAAGAACUGCACCGGCUUUGACAAUAGGGAGUGAUUGUGUGCGAAUAAAUCAUGCCGGGGAAACUCAAACGGCACGAAUAUGACUUGGUCGAGGAGGUUUAUGAUAGUAAGAUACCGGUUCACAAUGAAACUGCAUUCGAGCACGGAAUACGCUUCAAAGUUAAGUUUAUAGGUACCAAGGAGAUCUCAAAGCCAAAUAGUAGGACGGAGAUUGUGGCUGCGAUGCGUAGAAUAAGGUAUGAGUACAAGAUCCAAGGUAUAACAAAGAAGAUUGUUGAGCUGUGUGUGGGUUUAGAGGGUGUCCACGUGUCCCACCUACAGACCAAGGGGAGCAUGUUCCAGAAAAAGAAGAUGAAAGAAAUAGUUGAAACAGAGGUGGCUACUUAUCCUAUUCACAAAAUAUUUUAUGUCUCACAUGACUCCCAGGACCUUCAGAUCUUUAGCUAUAUUGCCAAGGAGGAGGAUAUUUUCAAGUGCAGUGUGUUUAAGGCAUCCAAUAAGAGCCAGGCAGUGCACAUAGUGAGGACGAUUGGUCAAGCAUUUGAAGUGUGUCACAAACGAACAACAACAGAAGCAGGAUCAAAACCGAGAGAGAGUGACACAGCCCCGGACAAACAAGAACAUGAUGGCACUGUGGACGAAGUAACUAAUACAUCUCCGAACAAAAAUAAACACAACACGGACAGCACGUCUACGUCACAUGAAUCACAUAACGCGAUAUUAGAUGGCAGUUGGAAAGAUGAGGACGAAGGAUCCGUCGGGCUCUCAGUAGAAAAACUCAGGCAAAUCUUCCAUCAACAAGUUGAUCAUUACAGACAAGAACUUGCAGCAGCGAAACUACAAACCAACCUACUGAAUGAUAAGCUAACGGCGGAAACGACCGCCAGGAUUGAGGCCCAGAAACAAGUGGAGGCGGUCUUGAAGCAGAACAAAGAACUGAUCUCUACCGUCCAACAACUAGUCUCUCAGGUCCACUCCCUUCAUGCGCAACGUAACACAAGGAGUCCAAACUCGCCGGGAAUAGUGCUUGCGCACAGUAACACGUCUUCACUUGCAUCAACUCCCAUUAUGCAGCCGCGGCGUAUGGAAUCUGGUCUCUUGAGAAGAAACUUAGGCGAACCAACGUUACCGCACAUACCGCCUCCCGCCGCCAGUCCCGCUCAUUCCCGAAAACACAGCAACGCAAGCUCAUCCUCUCUCACUUCCGGUGGCAUUCGACCUAGUAACCAGACCUCCCUUCAAAACACGACCAGCACAUCCGAUCUUGAGAUAUCACAAGCGAAACGCGACCCUCCCCCCCAAGAAUUCUUUCAAUUCGUCUUUGACAGUUCCGUAAAUUCGGACUACUUCGUGGCAGCCGAGCCCGCGAAUACAUCGCCCAAUGUGUCUGAGCAUGCGCAGUGGCCUAUUGGCUCAUCGGCUUCUACCAUGGCAACGCCAAAUAGCACGCCUGAGAGACAAGAUAAGAAAAAGACGGCCCUCAAUGGGACAUGAUGUAUAGAGCUGUAAAAAUAGAAAUGAUUGAUUUAAGGAAGAUUUUUAUGAAUUUAUUAUAUGCCUACUGUGCAGAACUUAGGGCUUAUUUUCAACACAUUUUUAAUGAGCGUAUCGUUACUCACAAACAUAUAGUAAAAUUUAUCUUUCAGCA